UGAAACAAACCAAAAAAAAAAACAAACCAUACCAACAGGGGUGAUUGGUGAAUUAAAAUAAGAAAUGUCGCCCGCCCGUCUCGUCUUAUUGUACGAGGUGCUUACAUAGCAAAUCAAUUUAUUAAUAGGCGCGGCAAGCAUUGUUUCUUAAUAAUUAUCUAGGUGCCUACUUAAUUGAAAAUAUAAGUGAAGUGAAUAUCCCGCCCGAGUCACCAUUGGUUAUUAUUUAUAUGGCUUAUCGUAAAGACGUCAGAUCCUUGUGGUUACAAUAGUUAUCGAUUUGUUUCUGUUAGAUGAGAUGACAAAACCAUGCAAAGUGUGUUUAAGUAAAUAAUCUACAAAAACGUAUUAGAUAAUUACCGUUGAGAUAAAAGUUCCACUAAGUGUGUACGGAAUGAAUUUCGAUAAUUCGUCGAGAGAAACCCCUGAAGCAUUAGAUACAGUCGGAACUGUAAGCCCUCGUGAAAAAUAUCACAGUAUGCGGGAAAAGAAAUUGUCUACUGCUUCACUUACAAAUACCGAAGGCGCACGCCCCAAGGUGGUGACCGUCAAGCACCCAGAGUCCAAUAAGCCCAAACCUACCGCGAAGAAAAGCAAGCCUAUUCAAGCGGAUCUCGAUGUAAUCAAAGAGUUCAUGCGAUGCCGCGAAGAAGGCGUCAAACGACUUGACCUUAGUAAGUCAUCUAUAACAUCACUGCCGCCAAAUGUUCGAGACUUGACACAUUUAACAGAGUUUUAUUUGUAUGGUAAUAAAUUGGUAGCCCUACCUGCAGAGUUUGGCUGCUUAACAAACUUACAAACAUUAGCUUUGAAUGAGAAUUCGUUGACAAGCUUACCUGAAUCACUUGCAAACUUACAAUGCCUCAAAGUCUUGGACUUGAGACACAACAAGCUCAGCGAUAUACCAGAAGUUGUGUACAGGCUCACUUCUUUGACUACUUUGUUCUUGAGAUUCAACAGAAUCAGAGUUGUGGGUGAUGGCAUUGCCAGUCUGACUAAUCUGACAAUGCUUAGCCUACGAGAAAACAAAAUAAAAGAAUUGUCUUCAGGAAUUGGAAAUCUAGUAAACUUGGUUACAUUUGAUGUUUCACAUAAUCACUUAGAACAUCUGCCUCGGGAAAUUGGAAACUGCAUCAAUUUGUCAACAUUAGACCUACAACAUAAUGAACUCCUUGAUAUUCCUGAGACUAUUGGAAACCUACAAGCUUUGACUCGUCUGGGACUUAGAUACAAUAGACUGACCAGUAUACCACCAACAUUGAGCAAUUGUAAACACAUGGACGAGUUUAACGUGGAAGGAAACUCUAUCUCUCAAUUACCUGAAGGCCUUCUAGCUAGUUUGAAUGCACUUUCAAGUAUCACUUUGUCCCGCAACUCAUUCAUGAGUUACCCAUCAGGAGGACCUGCUCAGUUUACUAAUGUAUUUUCUAUCAAUCUUGAGCAUAAUCAGAUAGACAAAAUUCCCUAUGGCAUAUUUUCAAGAGCAAAGAACCUAACAAAGCUGAAUAUGAAAGAAAACUCGCUGACAUCCCUGCCACUUGAUAUUGGAACAUGGGCAAAUAUGGUAGAAUUAAACUUGGGCACUAAUCAACUAACUAAAUUGCCUGAUGAUAUCCAAUGUCUGCAAAAUUUAGAAAUAUUGAUCCUGUCAAACAAUCUCCUAAAGAGAGUACCCCCAAGUAUUGGCAGCCUGAGGAAGCUAAGAAUUUUAGACUUGGAAGAGAAUAAAUUGGAUGUGUUACCAAAUGAGAUAGGAUUUCUCCAUGACUUACAAAAGUUGAUUGUUCAAUCCAACCAAUUAACAACAUUGCCUCGCUCCAUUGGCCAUUUAACUAAUCUCACAUUUCUGAGUGUAGGUGAAAAUAAUCUUCAAUAUUUGCCUGAAGAAAUAGGUACACUUGAGAAUUUGGAAUCAUUGUAUUUGAAUGAUAACCUAAAUCUGACAAAUCUUCCAUUUGAAUUAGCUCUUUGUGUCAGUUUGCAAAUUAUGAGCAUUGAGAACUGUCCACUGACAGCUAUUCCACCAGAGGUGGUGUCUUCGGGGCCGUCGUUGGUUAUUCAAUAUUUGAAGUCUCAAGGCCCUUACAGGGCUAUGUGAUAUAAGGAAGAUGAUUACCUGCCAGGCAGCGAGGGCACAUAAACUAGAAGAACAAGUGCAUGAUGUUUUCAGAAAAAUGUAUACUCAUACUUCCCUGUCAUAAAAAUAUAAAUGUAUAACAUCUAGUUAAUUUUAUGGCAUAAGAUGUAAGGAAUUUUUGUAAAGGCUUACUUAAUUUUACUUUUUCUGUUAUACUGAUUCUUAAUUAUUUGUGUUAAGAUGAUUUGUUUAAUACUUAUAUUGAAUUUAAUUAAUACAUCUGUUCUUUGUAGGUAGUUCUUUAUAACUUUCUAAGCUUAAAUGUUUAUUCUUUCACUAAGUUUAAUCAUUUAUAUUUGUGUAAUAAAACAUAUAAAAAUACAAAAAUAAAUCCUUUAAGUGUAAGUUAGAUGUUAUAUUGAGAAGCUGUAUAGUGUGUAAUGCACAAUAAAAUAAAUAUGUUAUCAGUGUUAUACAUAAUAAUCUCAAAAUGUUAUUAUUGUGACUGAGAUUUAAAAAAUCUUCUAUUUGCUUCUGUUAAAUGUCUUAAGAGCAUGAAAAUUUGUAAGUUAUAAAAAUGAUCAUCAUAAUAUUUUGUGUCAUAACUUGUUCUCUAAAUAAUUCAUUUUUUUUUUAAUUUUGACAAUAUCUAGAAUCAUAGUUAAGUGUUAGAUUGAAAAUAUUUUCUUAUUCAAGUAGUAUAGUUAUGUUGGAAUUAUGUAACCAGUAUUUUACGAUAUUUGUAAUUUGUGUUGUAUCAAUGAGGAUAUAAUCCUCUGUGUACUUUAAUUCUAAGAUCUCAUCAGUUAUUAAAAUAUUUGACUGUCAGUAUUGAUUGACAUUAUUACAUUUUCUGAUUAUCAUCAAAGCAAUUUGUAACAAAUGUUUUACUUUAAUAUUAUUGACUGCAGUUUCCUGAAGUAGUAUGAAAUAAAAUAGGAUUUAUUGUCUUGUAAUAUGUAAAAUUUACUUCUUACAAUGUAUUAUAAACCAUAAUGUGCUGUAGCAACUUCCAGUUUUGUAAUGAUUUACCAUAUAAUUUCUUAAGACUAUUGAAAAUUUCUCUAUAAAAUGUUUAAGAAACUAGUACACAUCUUUAUUUAGAUGUGCCAAUUUAGAUAUGUUAGGUUUACAAACAUUUCUAAACUUUUAUUGUAUGGCCAAAUUAAAAUAUAAUGAAUAGGCUACAUUAAUGAGCUUAUUGUGUAGGAUGUCAAGUUAUGCUUGGUUUUCCUAUAUUGCUGCAUUUAUUUUAAAGUUAUUUUCAGUGAGUUAUCAAGUACCUAGUUUUAAGUUUUUACUUAUGUAACUCAAACUAAAUGUAUUAUAUAUGUAUAUGAUCAAAUUAUUCUGUGACUGUUUUAAAAGAUGAAAUCCAUAUUAAUUUAUUGGCAUAUUUACUAAAACAUUGUUUUCUAGUCAUAACAUAUCUAUGUAUGUAUAUGUCUGAAUGUCUUGUAUGUAACUAAAACAGGAAAUAUUUCUGAUGUC
Molecule: messenger RNA, 3568 nt
Organism: Amyelois transitella
Lineage: Eukaryota; Metazoa; Arthropoda; Insecta; Lepidoptera; Pyralidae
Gene: Sur-8
Product: leucine-rich repeat protein soc-2 homolog
Exons: 2
Coding region: 395-2098 (567 amino acids)
Molecular function (GO): protein binding
Source: RefSeq, a predicted model, not a curated record